ACACGCGUAAGGGCAUUGGUAGCAGUUUACGAUCCUCAACACGAGCAGCCGGCUCCUGCAUAGGAAUUCAAAUUUCCUACCACACGCGUAAGGGCGUUGGUAGCCGUUUACGAUCCUCAACACGAGCAGCCAGCUCCUGCAUAGGAAUUCAAAUUUAUUACCCGCGUAGCUGGAAUACGCAUAAAAAAAUGACGAAAUUGUUCAUCCGAUUACAAACGUGUAUUGGAGACAACGUGAUGUGGCUGUUUGCCUCAUGAAAGUAUUUGGAGCCCGCCAAAUCGUCUCACCAGCGCGGCAAUGUGAGAAUGAGAAGCACACACCGCUCUCACGAAAGAGAGAGAGAAGCUGUCAAAGCUGUUGUUGGAACGAGGUGAGCGGAACUUCAACCAUUUGUUUUUGUUUACAGUUUAUGCCAACUCUUGCUGCUCGCAGCAGCCGAUCCAAAUCCAAAUGGAAUCGGAAAACUGUACUUGCCGAUUGUGUCUCGGUUCGUCGAAAGAUGUGUGUUCCCUGUUUGGCUCUAGCGUAGAUCGGGAACUGCUAACCAUCAUACGUAACAAUGUAGGAUUGGAGAUUGCAGCGGAUGAUCCAUUUUCCAAAAUGGUAUGUGACACGUGCAUCGCAAAGCUAAGAACGAUCGAGCAACAUGUAAAGUUGUUUCGUGAAUCUGACCGUAAGCUUCGAGAUGCUAUUACAACCCGGUUGAACGACAAUGGAAAAGAUUUUGCCAAUCAUACGCUGAAAGACGCUGGUCCACAUUCUAAUGAAGUAUGCAAUUUGGAAGCCCCAGCAACCGCCUUGGAAAGCUCCCAUAUGAGCAACAAUGCAGAGGUAGUUAAGUAUAAAUUCCAAAAGGAGAAUCGGACGGAACCCGAACCAACCCGUAGAUCGAAACGUAUUCGCACUCAAAGUAAGCGGUUAGCCGUUACCACUGAGUACAGCACGGGAACACAUGAUGAGCCACAAUCGAGUGAAGACUUCGAUUGUGACAAUGAUAGUGUGGAUCGAUCGUAUAUCCCAGUAGAAAGUUCCUCUACAGACUGUCAAAUGAAUCAAAACUCUACAACGACUGAGGAUAUGUGCAUGGAGACUGUAAAAUCGGCACGACAGCAGACAGCCUCUUCAAAGCAGCCGAAGAAACGAAACUUGAAAGACAAAGCAGAACCGGUGCCUACGCUGCACGAUUUUAAGUGCUACAUUUGUAGCAGCGAACCAUUAGGCUCACGGAAGGCGCUGAUAGAACAUUUAGCUACCCACGUUGAUUACCUUCCGUACACCUGCAAGCAGUGCGUCAUGGAGACGAUCGUAUUAACACGGGUGCGCACCUUGAACACGCACAUGAAGAUGCACGAACAGCCGAUUAAAUGUGACUACUGCGAUCGGCGCUAUAGCAAUGCGGCGGGAAAAUAUUACCACACGCAGACGUACCAUCUGGCUGGUGGGGCACCCUGCAUCGUGCACUGUGAGAUAUGUGGGAAGCAGUACGGCUCGGAGGCUGCACUUAAGCAGCACAUGAAGUACCACACCACCAUGCUGAAAUGUAGCAAGUGUGACAUGGUGUUCAACCAUCCCAACAAGCGGCGCAAUCACGAGCUAACGCACAACGAGGACCGGGGGUACGAGUGUGUCGUUUGCAAAAAGGUACUCCAAACGAUCGAAUCGUACGACGUGCAUCUGAAGAAGCACUCGCAGGAGCGCAGCUAUCCGUGUACGCUGUGUCCGAAAAAGUUUAAUACGUCGUUUAAUCUGAUACUGCACCUGAAGGUGCACGCCAAAAACUACAACUACAGGCCGGCCAAAUCGUGGGUCGAGCACUACACGAUACUGAGCCGCGAUCCGCUGCAGUACAAAUGCAAUCACUGUGACAGGUACAGCACCGAUAAGGUCAACAAUAUGAUCUCCCAUCUGCAGGCACACUUUAAGGAGUAUGAGUGUGAUCAGUGCAAACGGUUGUUUGCGACGGCAAAGCAGCUGCGGGCGCAUUACACUACACACACCGGUGAAAAAUCGGAAAUGUGUCAACAUUGCGGAAAAUGUUUUUCCACCAAGAACAAUUUGCGCAUCCAUUUAAAGUCCCACAAACGUGAAAUUGAGGAUGCGAAUGAUGGUACCACCAACGAUCGCCAGACUGCCGUGCAGGAAUACCCUCCCGAAGCGUGCAUAGAGAUCGAGACAGUAGCACAGAACAAUGCCAGUGUUAUCCUCUAUCAGCGCAUCGCUAUCGUUAAACAGUUCAUCAAUAACCGAUCGGUCGAGCAGAGUAUCGUCGAUCGAAGAGAGCUCUUCAUCCGCCAGCUCGUCAUCGUAGUCGUCGUCAAUGAGCGUCUUUUUACAGCAAUUAUGGGAAGCAUUUGCUUUUUCCCCAAGUGUGUGCCGAAAAUUCGCGACUUCGUGGUGUUUCCUUUCACUCGUACGCGAGAAUUCGAGAACUGGUGGAUUAAGUCAGGCUGGGUAAAUGCGAUCCCCCUCAGCAAGCUGCCGAGCAAAAUAUUGAUAUGUGAGGAGCACUUCGAAAAGGAUCUCAUCAACAGGCGGUAUAAGGUGCCGAGGCUUGCCCUAGGAGCUUUACCUACGCGCAACGUUGAAUGUCCAGCCAAUACAGCGAAUCCUUCAAGCGAUGGAGCUACACAAAACAAUGCGCAGAACGUGAAGAGAGAAUCCUACUGCCGGUUGUGCGGGCAAGCUCAAACCACGCACAUUUCGGAUGAACCGGAUUUGUUAUUGAAGCUCGAUAAGAUAUUUCAACAUCAGUUACAUCUUUCCGAUUCCUCCAAGCUACCAGUCGGUGUUUGCUAUAGCUGCAAAGAAACGGCCAACGGGAUCCAAGCAUUCUGGAAGAGGUGUACCCAAGCGCAGGACACUUUAAAGGCAAUUUUCAGCAAGCCACGUGUGGCAAAAUGUCCCGAACCCACGGAGGCAGCUAUUGCAACGAAAUCUAUCCAAGAAAGCAGCAAUCUGGAAGGGGGCAUCUUCGCAACCAAAGAAUCUUUUCCGGCUGAAUGUGAAGAAAUCGUGAUCGACACGACAUCAACGCAGGUCACGGAAGAGCAAUUUGCCAACGAGUACGAGUUUGAAUCGUACGGCGAGGAGCUACCGGCUGGUACUGCGGAGGAAUCCGAAGAAGUUAUCGAACUAACCGAACCCGACAAUCAGCUCAUUUCGGACGACUAUUCGAUUGACUACGGAGACGAUUCCUCUUCUGAAGAGUUUACGGGUAACCUGUCAUCAUCAGACAGGGACGAGUAUCGUGCUCCAGCUAAAAAGGAUGCCACAACACCAAUUACGGAAACCAAACACAUUUGUGAAGUGUGCGGCAAUGCAUUUAAAUCGCUUAACGGGCUUAAAGCACACUUACUCGUGCACAGUGAGCGUCGCGAUCACCAGUGCACUAUAUGUGGCCACGAGUUCAAGCAGCGUCGGGCGCUGGUGGAGCACAUCGAGUCGAAACACGAGCGCAAAACCUUUCCGUGCAAAAUAUGCGGCAUGCCGUACAGCUGGAAGAAAGGAUUGCAGCGUCACAUGAAUACCCACAAAGGAAACACACUGAAGCAUGUGUGUAAAGUGUGCGGUAAAGCAUUUCCCGUACCUCACAAGCUGAAGCUGCACAUGAUGCUGCACACAGGCGACCGGAUUCACUGUGAAUUCUGCGGCAAGGGAUACAGGUUUAACUACAUGUUGACGCAACACAAAAUACGCGUGCACAAUAUGGUGAUCGAGGGCGUCAAGCUUUAUUCAACACCAAAGCAAAAAAGGUUGGGUGAUCGUAAAAAAUGAACUCCAGCGGAAUGGGUAACGAAACUAAUCAAACGAAAACACUUUGAUGGACAAAACGAUACCACCACCCAUCAGUCUUAUCUUCAAACCAGUGCGUUGUUUGAUGAAACGAAAUAUAAUCGUUCAGAAACUAUAA
Messenger RNA from Anopheles coluzzii, 3910 nucleotides. Its product is annotated as zinc finger protein 91-like. Bases 451 to 3774 code for a protein of 1107 amino acids. The record is from RefSeq and is a predicted model, not a curated record. Gene Ontology annotation, cellular component: nucleus. Gene Ontology annotation, molecular function: zinc ion binding. NCBI's taxonomy places the organism in Eukaryota, Metazoa, Arthropoda, Insecta, Diptera, Culicidae. The transcript is spliced from 6 exons.